GCAGUGAAUUUCACUCUGGAUCCGGACACCGCAAACCCCUUCCUCAUCCUUUCUGAGGACCUGAAGAGCGUCAGAAGAGGGAGUCGAUACCAAUCUGUGCCCGACAACCCCGAGAGAUUCGACAUCAUUAUGAGCGUGCUGGGCCGCGAGAGAUUCACUUUGGGGAGGCACUGGUGGGAGGUGGAGGUGGAGGAAAAUUUGGGGCAGUGGGCCGUGGGGGUUGCGAGAGAGUCCAUGAGGAGAAAGGGGCAGGUCCGCAUAAGCCCCGACGAGGGGUUCUGGGCUGUGGGGAAGUCAUUCCACAAUGGCCACGACUUAUCCUCCCCUUGCCAAAUUUUGGCUUUCACAUCCCCAAAGCCAACCCCGUUGAUCUUGAGGCGUAACAAGCUCAGGAAGAUCCGAGUGUCCCUGAGCUACGAAGAGGGUCGUGUGGAGUUCUUCGAUGUCGAUUUGGACAACCUGAUCUUCACUUUCCAGCUGGCCUCGUUCUCUGGGGAGAAGAUCCUCCCCUUUUUCCAGGUGUGGAGAGGGGUCAGGUUGAAGUGUUGAAUUAUAAGGGCGAAUCUUCCC
Messenger RNA from Zootoca vivipara (common lizard), 570 nucleotides. Its product is annotated as butyrophilin subfamily 1 member A1-like. NCBI's taxonomy places the organism in Eukaryota, Metazoa, Chordata, Lepidosauria, Squamata, Lacertidae. The record is from RefSeq and is a predicted model, not a curated record. Gene Ontology annotation, molecular function: protein binding.